AUGAUAAUUCUUCAAAUGAUGGAGUAUUGGAAUGUAACGUCUAUUCAAAAAGUGUGUUAUGCCUUCUUGUUGAGAUGAAAAAUAAAAUUGGUACUGGUGGCUGUGAUCCAACUGUCCAGGCUGAGGCUUCUUAUGCAAAAUAUUAUACCCAAAAGAAAAAUGGGGAAAUGCUCCAAUGGUGCAACUGGCUAUCUUUUCUUUUAUGCUUGGCUAGACCUUGGGUAUGUAUUUUAGAGGCUGUAUAUGUUGAGAAACCCAUUAUAGAUCCUUUGACGGACUUCAUAUCUCUCAUUUCUACAAACAAUCGCUCACACAGAGCAAGUGGCAUGGCUUUUCAAAGCCUUGCACUUGGAACUAAAAAUGCUAAACUUAAAGGUGAAGUAGCGAAAUUAAAACAUGAUAUCGAGAAAAUCAAACUACAAACCCGAGUUAAUACUAAUGAACAGGAUGCAUCUCUUAUUGAAGAUAUUUCACAAUCCUCAGCUUGUUUAGAAUCACCGGUAACCCUUGAGGCCCAAAGGAGCACUAAAGGGACAUCCUCCAAUUUACUGCCUAUCAAAGAUCUCUCUAAUAAGAAAUAUAGUGUUAGCAUCAGCCUAAGCUAG
Molecule: messenger RNA, 605 nt
Organism: Dentiscutata heterogama
Lineage: Eukaryota; Fungi; Glomeromycota; Glomeromycetes; Diversisporales; Gigasporaceae
Source: the annotation of a GenBank genome assembly